This is a messenger RNA of Parnassius apollo (apollo), 462 nucleotides long. The record is from the annotation of a GenBank genome assembly. NCBI's taxonomy places the organism in Eukaryota, Metazoa, Arthropoda, Insecta, Lepidoptera, Papilionidae.
AUGGCGGCACUUAGAGAUGAAGACAUUGAAAAAGAGCUGGAAAUGAUGUUUGGACUCCCGGAAGAUCCUGAUGAUUCCGAAGAUGGAUAUGAAGCGGACGAUCCAGAUACUAAUUUGAAUUUAACUCGUGUCUUUGAGGAUGAAGACUUAUUUGAACAUCAAGGAAGCAGUGCAUCAGGACCGGGCUUAGUUCCAAGCCCAAUUCCCGGUACAUCUUUGGACGAGAAUUGGGAAAAUGUCAGUCCAAAUAUUGAACGAUUUGAACGCCAGUCUCAAGACAGUCCCAUUCGCGCGGCCCGAUACGUCGUCGUCGUGUUCUCUCUUCAGAAUCCUCGUCGUCCUCGGAAAACGAAUCACAGAGUGAAACCUCAGCAGAUGAUGGUAACGACGACGAAUGGAAAAAAGUCAUGUGGUCAGCUGAGAGUAGACCUAAAGCUGAAGACUACGAUCGGAUACCACUGA